Nanorana parkeri is the source of this 1207-nucleotide messenger RNA. It is a transcript of the gene ABHD10, whose product is annotated as abhydrolase domain containing 10. Gene Ontology annotation, cellular component: mitochondrion. Lineage: Eukaryota; Metazoa; Chordata; Amphibia; Anura; Dicroglossidae. The record is from RefSeq and is a predicted model, not a curated record. Gene Ontology annotation, biological process: protein depalmitoylation. Gene Ontology annotation, molecular function: palmitoyl-(protein) hydrolase activity; hydrolase activity, hydrolyzing O-glycosyl compounds. The transcript is spliced from 5 exons. The coding region runs from base 46 to 921 and encodes 291 amino acids.
ACGGGGCGGGUCUGAGAGGGGUAGGUGGAGUUGCCACUAGUAAACAUGGCGACGCGUUCGCUACGGGUAUCCCGCACCUGGGCACUGGCAAUGUACACGAGGGGAGCGCUCCUGCUGCAACCAGAUAUCACCAGACACUCGCAAGCUUGCAGGCUAAAGUCAUCAGCUCAGCUUCUAGCGCGACAAGAUUUACCUAAAUUGGCUUACCACAAGCUUAAAGGCAAAAGUCCUGGAGUCAUUUUUUUGCCUGGUUAUGCAUCAGAUAUGAAUGGUCAAAAAGCACUGGCACUUGAAGAUUUCUGCAAAUCCAUGGGUCACUCAUUCAUCCGGUUUGAUUACACAGGAUGUGGCAGCUCAGAAGGAGACAUGAAAGAGUGUACAAUAGGGAAAUGGAAGAAGGAUGUACUUUCUGUUCUGGAUGAUGUGUCUGAAGGACCCCAGAUAUUAGUUGGGUCAAGCAUGGGAGGAUGGCUCAUGUUGCUUGCUGCGCUAGCUCGUCCAGAAAAGAUUGUAGCCCUUGUUGGUGUCGCCCCUGCUGCUGACUAUUUUGUAACAGCAUUUAGUCAACUUCCAACAGAGGAAAAGAAGGCUAUUGAAGAAGCAGGGGAGUGGAAAUUACCUUCAAAGUAUUGUGAUUCUGGAUUUUACAGCAUACCUUAUUCCUUUGUUAAAGAAGCUCAAAACCAUUGCAUAUUACAUAGUCCUAUACCUGUAACUUCUCCCGUUCGACUGAUCCAUGGCAUGAAAGAUGAGGAUGUGCCAUGGCAUGUGUCCAUGCAGAUUGCUGACCGAGUACUCAGCACAGAUGUAGAUGUCAUUCUCCGAAAACAUGGUCAACAUCGGAUGAGUGAAAAAGAUGACAUGAAGCUUCUAGUGUAUACAAUUGAUGAUUUAAUUGAUAAACUUAUAACGCUGGGAUGAAGUGAAUACAACCAAAUACACUGAACCAUAGGCAAUAGGCUGCACCUAAGUGUUCUUCCCGUCAAGCAUCCCAUAAUAUAUAGAUGUUUGCACAAAUCAGGGCCACAGGAGGUUAUGUGGGAAAGGAAAGAUUGCUUACUAUGUCACUUCAGUAUUUACAGUGUCUUUUUAUACUACCCCAAUUUUCCUACGGUAGAUUUCUUUAGUAAAUGUGAAUUUUUUGAAUUGUACAGACUUGCUUGCAAUCACGUCAGCACUAAUGCUUAUUAUGUUUAUAGCAAAAAAU